ACGCUUACCAACACUGCUCCCCAUAGAUGGCGUAACAACAAAGAGCAAUAGUUGAUUGCUCAAUUGAAUAUAAUAAAACAAUUAUGGAAUUAAGUUAGUUGCAAAGUGCAAAUACAAUAACAAAAACAUGUCUGGCAUUUAUCCCAGAGAGGCGGUUCGCGUCAAAGUUAAGAAAAACGAAGCGAGCAGAAAUCCAGAAUGGCGCAAAUUCUCCGUGGAUCCGCAGAUUACAACAUUAGAAGUGCUUUAUUCGCUGCUCGCCAAGGCCUUUGACAUUAAAUCGGACUUUUCAAUUAUAUACAAGGCCUUCGAUCCAGCUGGCAAUGAAAUCUAUCUUGGUGUGCUUUCUGAUUGGGAUUUGGAUGCAGCAUUCCUGCGCAUACACAAUUUAUCCAUACAAACGUCCUCGGAGCCAUGUUUAAUGCUGCAAAUCGAUGUGAAGCCUUUUACCGUUGUGCGGGAGUGUGAAACGGAGUCCACAACUAACAGGAUCCACAACAACACAACGCCCACGGCCUCAUCCACAUCCACAUCGUUGUCGGCCAGUGUGUCCCCACUGCAAUCGUUGGGUGUAUCGCAAAAAUAUGUGCAACAUAUGCAAACAAAGUUGCCAGGUCUGAUUAUGAAUCAAAUGGAAAAGACCUUUUCGAUAGUGCAGAAGGCCUUCAAUUUAUCGGAUGAGCAUAUGGCCAAUCUGCCGCCACGUCCGCCCAUGUGUGAUAGCGAGUUUCGACUGUUUCUCGACGCCCUCGGUCAAAUCCAGCGCAACGAUGAGUUACGCAAAAUCAUCUUCCAGGGCGGCAUCGAGCCGAGUCUGCGUCGCGUGGUGUGGAAACACUUGCUGAACGUUUAUCCGAGCGGAGUGCACGGAUAUUCCAUGGACGGACAUCAGCGCAUGGAGUUUAUGCGUCGCAAAUCCGAGCAAUAUUAUAAACUGCGGGAUACGUGGAAAUGUGCCGUGCAGCGGGGAAAUGUCGCCGGAGAGUUGGCGUAUGUGACGAGCAUGGUGAAGAAGGAUGUGCUGAGGACGGAUCGACUUCAUCCGUUUUAUGCGGGCAGCGAUGACAAUCAGAACAUUGCCUCGCUCUUUAACAUAUUGACGACAUACGCGCUGAAUCACCCUGUGGUCAGCUAUUGCCAGGGUAUGUCCGACAUCGCCUCCCCGCUCCUGGUCACCAUGAAUGACGAGGCACAGGCUUAUAUCUGCUUCUGUGCCAUCAUGUCCAGGAUGCGAGGAAAUUUCAUGUUGGAUGGCGUCGCGAUGACUCAGAAGUUUGCACAUCUCACUGAGGCACUGAGCUUCUAUGAUCCCGAAUUCUGGGAAUACCUCAAGUCACAGCAGGCAGAUGAUUUGCUCUUCUGCUACCGCUGGCUGCUCCUCGAGCUGAAGCGCGAGUUUCCUUUCGAGGAUGCACUCCGCAUGCUCGAGGUUCAGUGGAGCUCCUUUCGAUACGAAAACAAUGGAUCUAAGGAACUACCGCUUUACGAAAAGGAAUUUAUGCCCAUUGUAGAGACGUCGGCGCCGAACAGUGCGACGAGUACGUUCUCGACUUCGUACAGUGCGACUCCGACGAGUCCCUCGUAUCUGCUGACGAAGCCGCGAGAGAAUCCCUACACGAAGGUGUGUGCACUGAGAAGACAGAGUUCGUCGGCAUCUCUCAGUUCUCUUAGCUCCUCGGUGGGCACAGUGGGCAUAGUGGGGAGCAAUGCACUGGACAACUCGAAGCGACUUAAUCACAGUCUGGAUGACAAUAUGUCGAGGCAUGCAACACGGCGUCAAAGACGCGUUUCGUCCAAGGCACAUCAGAGUCUGGAUGAGUCUAAAAUGCUGGCACUUAUCGAGGGAGGAGUCAACGGGGAGAACGGGGAGAACACAAAGUCCGUGUUGGAGUUAAAUGCCGGCGAGGAUACGGAUGAUGAUGUUUUUGUUGCUAAGGAGCAAAUGACGCAGUUUCAUGAAACGAAUCCCUUUAGGGAUGAGGUUCUGCAACCACAAGCUAGCAAUAAUAUUAAUAAUAAUAAUCAUAUUAAUAAUAUCAAUCAGGAGUGUAAGAAACCAUCAGGAUUGACCAAAUUGCCGGAGAGGAACCUGCUCAAUGUAAGCAAUAUGAUUGCCAAGCAAUUGACAAUUCAGUCAGUCAGUGAGAGCGUCAAACGCGUCAGUCACGUCAGUCACUUUAAGGAUCUCAAGGAGAAAUUAGCAGCCACCAGUCGCAUGGGCAUGGCCAACUCCUCCUGCUCCGCCGCCUCCUCCGACAAUAUGCCUCCCAAAUUGGUAAAGAAUUUCAAUGAAUUCCUCAAUUUUGCCAGCAUCAACAAAAAUCGACUAUCAGAUCAUUUGGCAAAUCAGCUGCAAAUCAAUGAGAAACCACAGCAGAAGGUGCAGCUGUUAGGGGUCGGACAUUUGGGCAGUUCCCUGGAUGAAUCCGAUUCAUCUUCCAUACCGGAAACCAGUUGGAGUGUGUCCACAGCCGCUACAGCAAUACAACAGGCUCAGGAGCUAAGUAGUUAUAGUUUGCAAUUAGAUCUGAAUGCCGUGACACCUGUGGAGGUAGGGGAACAGGAACCGGAUCAAGAUCCCGAUCAGGAUCAGGAGUAUUAUCCCAUGACAAAUGCUAUAACACGCGAGCUGCGUCUGGAGUCGGAGAAUUUGGAUCGUCAAGUUUUUGGUUUGCCUUUCACGGAAAAGCAACAGCUUGAGGAUGACAUCGAGUAUGAGCAACUGGACAAGGAUACACUCGACAUGGUGGAGGAUCUGCAAGAGAAUGAGAUUAUCAACUGUCCGGCGGUCAGUGAGUUGCACAUGCGACGACGGCAGCGACUGACAGCCGCUAAAAGUCAAAGUGUGCAACCUAGAGAUGUGAAUCCCUUCAUGGAGGAUGCAACCAAUCUGCUACUGGAUGCAGUAGGAGUUGCUCCGAUCGCCAUGCGAAAUAGUAAUAGUUUACCAGAGGUUAUAAUGCCCAUUUCAACGGAACCAAAUCGUGUGGGAAUCGUGGAGAUGGGAACCAAUGCAGACGAUGAAAGCGCCUACAGCAACUCCUACUCGAGAUCACCUCAACAUCAGCAUAUUGGAGGCUCCUCGUCCUCCUCUUGCCCGCUGCCUCCUCCCGCUGAAUUUGGUGGCGGCAAUGCAUUCCUCAUGUUUCUUUGCUUGACUCUCUUGUUGCAACAUCGCAAUACAAUCAUCAAGGCGGCCAUGGACUACAAUGAGAUUGCCAUGCACUUCGAUAAGAUGGUGCGCAAGCAUGACGUCACCCGGGUCCUGAAUCAGGCCAGGCGCAUGUACUCGGAAUAUCUGCAAGCUCAAACAGCCACUGCCGAGUCCGCCAAGAGUCCGAGUCCUCCCAGAGCAGCAGGAGCAGGCAGUUCCCCAGAAGCCACAAAUUAAACCAAAACUUGACGAGCGACUUGCCUCAAGACAUUUCGAAUAAUUCCAAGCACACGUGUUUAACAUAAUUGAGUAACUAAAAUGCGUCUUUCAAUUCGCCAAAGCUUUUAUUUUAUAUGUGAGUGAAGUUUAUUUAUUUAAACAUAUUUUAUUUUAUAUAUAAUUGUAGUUUAUUUAUUUAACCAUCAACUUCGUACAAGCCAACAUAGUUAAGUUGCCAAAUUGGCUUGUGUUUUUUCUUAAAUGUAUCUCAACUACGUUCCACACUCAACUUAAUACUUAUUAUGAUAAAUCCAGCGCAAAGACUACCGAUAUUACAAUGAAAAAAAAAAGAAAAAAUCUGAAGUUUGAAUAACUUUUAACUUUAACUAUUACUAUUUGGGUAUUAUUGUCUCU
Molecule: messenger RNA, 3787 nt
Organism: Drosophila innubila
Lineage: Eukaryota; Metazoa; Arthropoda; Insecta; Diptera; Drosophilidae
Exons: 4
Coding region: 128-3391 (1087 amino acids)
Biological process (GO): activation of GTPase activity; regulation of autophagosome maturation
Cellular component (GO): autophagosome
Molecular function (GO): GTPase activator activity
Source: RefSeq, a predicted model, not a curated record